Rotaria sp. Silwood1 is the source of this 3174-nucleotide messenger RNA. The record is from the annotation of a GenBank genome assembly. NCBI's taxonomy places the organism in Eukaryota, Metazoa, Rotifera, Eurotatoria, Philodinida, Philodinidae.
AUGUUAGGAUGGGGUGUCAAUUCUCAUGGUCAACUUGGUUUAGGCCCUUCUUCAACAGCUAGUUUUGUCUCUACACCUCAACGUAUACCACUUUUUAAUGAUUACACAUGUAUACAAGUUGCAUGUUCACUAACACAUUCCUUGUUUUUACUUCGUGAUGGUACUGUUUAUUCUGCUGGAAAUAACGAAUAUUCACAGUUGGGCAGAGAAGGACGGACAACUAUACCAGGCAAAUAUUUAAUAAAAAUUCAAUCAGAAUUUCCUUUUUUUUUAAUGAUGUUCUUUUCUUUUCUUUUUUCUUAUUUAGAAAAAGUAAUAUUACCACCAAAUGAUGACGGUGUACAAGUAGCAUGUGGACAAUAUUUUUCAAUGUGCCUUACAUUAAGUGGAAAAAUUGUUCUUUGGGGUUCAAUUAGUGGAAAAAUCACAAAUGAUGAUGGUCUUUUUUAUAGUAAACCUGAACAGUUGGGAGGAUUUAAUGAUAGACGAGUGAUACAAAUUGCUGCCGGUUAUAAUCAUUGUCUUGGACUAACUGAUGAUGGUACAGUGUAUGCCGUAGGACUUAAUGCCCAUGGACAACUUGGAUUAGGACAUAAUAAAGGUUGUAGAAGUGCUACACCAAUUGCUUGUCUACGUGGUAGUCCAAUUGUAUAUAUUGCCUGUGGUGCUUAUCAUUCUGUUAUUAUAUCUAAGAGCGGAACAGUAUUUACAUGUGGCCUUAAUGCAUCUGGUCAAUUGGGUCUUAGUGAUACUGAUAUUCGCGUAUGGCCAAGUAAUAUAAAAGCAUUACAACAACAAAAAGUGACAUAUGCUGCAUGUGGAGAAAAACAUUCAGUCGUUGUUACAGUUGACGGUGGAGUAUUUUCAUUUGGAUCCGGUACUUAUGGACAACUUGGACAUAAUUCAACAAAUGAUGAACUUUUACCAAGAAAAAUUUCUGAAUUAAUGGGUUCAGAAGUAACACAGAUAGCUUGUGGAAGAUCUCAUACAGUUAUCUUUCACCCUAAUAUUGGUCAAGUAUCUGCGUUUGGUUUGGCUUGUGCUGGUGAUCAAGAUACUAAAAUAACAUCUUAUAUAACAGUACCACAAAAAUUACCAAUUCGAUUUUUAUCAUAUAACACUAUGAAACAGCUUCAAAAACAAACAUUAGAUGAUAAUGGUUAUUUGUCGUCACGAAAUAAAUCAAAACAAAAUGAUACACAAAUCAAUCAACAAAAUAUACAAGUAAUAGGAAUUUAUGCUGGUGGUCAUCAAACAUUUAUUCGAAUUUCUCUUCAAGCACAACCUCCCGAUGAUUAUCGAACUUAUUCUAAAAAUCGUCCAAUUCUUGAAUUAACACUUGAUUUUGCAAUAUGGUUGCGUCAUGCACCUGAAUCUACAGAAACAAUGAAAGAAGCUAAACGAAAAUUAUCUCGCAUGUUCAAUUCAGAAGCAUGUUUAAAUGGUUCAUUUUUACUAUUACCAGAUGCACAUUAUCGUACAUCAUCAAAUAAUCCAGGUAUUGAUAUUGAUAAAGUUAUAGGUGUGAUGGAAAAAUUACGUUCAUGUGAUCCAACAAUUCAAAAUUUGUUGUUUGAACAUAUUCAAUCAAUACUUUUGUCAUUACCUGAAACAGCUCCAUGCUUUGAAGCAUUACGUAUUUAUCUUAUUUUACCAUUUUGUCAUAUAUUUGAAAAUGAAGAUAUGCUCGAAACAAUAACAGCACCAUUUGCUCAAGCAACCACACGUCUAAAACAAAAAGCUGACGGUCGAGUUUUAGAUUAUUGGAUUUUAAAUGUUGGCAGAAAUUUUGUUGACAGAAUACUUGAAUUAUACAAGCCUCUUGUAAUUAAAAUUAUUCGUAUUAAUCCUUCAUCUUCAAAAUUAGCUGCACAACAGUAUCAAGUACUUUUAAAAGCUAUUUUGGAAUUACUUAAAAAAGUCCAUAAUGUUUCAUGCAAUAUGGCUAAACCUGAAUUAUUAGCUUAUGAUGCAUUUUAUAUGAAAGAACUUAAUGACUCAAUUGAUCUGAAAAAAGAUUAUAAUUAUUGGCGAGUGCGUCAACACAUAGGAGAUAGAUCAAUUAUUUCAUUCUGUGAUUAUUCAUUUUUAUUUGAUCUCAAAGCAAAGAUUCUAUUACUUCAAUAUCAUGGACAACUUGAAAUGCAAGAAGCAAUUCAAAAUGCAUUUUUACACAAUUUUCAAACUAUGUUCGGUGCACAUGUAGAUACAGUUAAUCCUUUACUUGUAUUACAUAUUAAUCGGAAGACAAUUGUUCAAGAUACAGUCAAUCAAUUAGAUAAACAAAAAGAAGAAGAUUUUAAAAAACCAUUACAAGUCUAUUUUAAUAAUGAAGAAGGUCUUGAUGCUGGUGGAAUACGUAAAGAAUUUUUUCUUUUAUUAACUAAAGAAAUAUUAGAUCCAAAAUAUGGAAUGUUUAUAUUCUAUGAAGAAACUAAUACAAUUUGGUUUAGUGAAUAUAUGAUUGAAGAUAUAGCAUUAUAUAAAUUAAUAGGAACACUUUGUGCAUUAGCUAUUUAUAAUUUAACAAUAAUUGAUCUUCCAUUUCCAUUAGCUUUAUAUAAAAAAUUAUUAAAAAAAGGAAAAAUAGAUCUUGAUGAUAUGAAAUCAUUAUCUCCAGCAAUCUAUCGAAGUCUUACAUCAGUAUUAAAUUAUACUAAUAAUGAUCUUGAAACAACUCUUUGUUUUGCAUUUGUUAUUGAACGUGAAUUUUAUGGUGAGAAACGUGAAAUUGAAUUAAAACCAGGUGCUGGUUUUCGUCGUGUUAUUAAUUCUAAACCAUUAGAAUUAUUUUAUCCCGAUGAAUUAAUGUCAUUUGUGGUCGGUAAUACUCAUUAUGAUUGGAAUGAAUUUCAAAAGAAAACAGAAUAUAAAGGAGAAUAUCAUGCUAAUCAUCCUGUAAUUCAAUGGUUUUGGCAAGUUUUUCAUAAAAUGAGUGAAGCAGAAAAAAAGAAAUUUCUUUUAUUUCUUACCGGUUCUGAUCGAGUACCUGUUUUUGGAUGGAGUCAAACAUUACCAAUGACAAUUCAACGAAGUCAUACCGAUGAUAUUCACCUACCUGUUAGUCAUACAUGUUUUAAUGUUCUUGAUUUACCAGCUUAUUCAUCAAAGGAAAUUUUAAAAGCUAAAUUACUGGAAGCCAUUCAACAUAAUCAAGGUUUUAAUCUUGUUUAG